Messenger RNA from Alternaria triticimaculans, 576 nucleotides. RefSeq lists its product as uncharacterized. Bases 1 to 576 code for a protein of 191 amino acids. The transcript is spliced from 3 exons. The record is from RefSeq and is a predicted model, not a curated record. Lineage: Eukaryota; Fungi; Ascomycota; Dothideomycetes; Pleosporales; Pleosporaceae.
AUGCCGGACUUCAUUUCAGGCACGCCACACACCGGAUGGUAUGAUCUGCUGGACUCGAGCUAUCGAAUGCGAACGGGCCAAGAGGCUCAAACAUUCUUCGUAGUUGGCAGGGUCUUCGCUACGCUGUACACAGAGGCUGCAGGCGCAACCGCACAAGUCCGCGCAAAUGACGACGCAUACACUGUGGUCCGCUUCAAUGAAAGGGCCCAUACGAACAUCCGCCGUUUUGUCGUAGUUAAGGUAAAACGAGGCUUUGUAAAAGCGUGUGGCAUUGGCACUUACUCUGGUCGUGGCGCCCUCAAAGAUGGCUGCAACCCGGCCGAACAUACGAUCCUCUACCUUUCUGGAACAGACCCAGCUUCCUGUUAUUUACCUGGAGAGUACGAGAGCGGGAUGUGGAAGGACCCUAUCGAAGUCGAAGCGGUCGACUCUUCGAUUACGAUACGACGAGAGUCGCGCAUACGAUUUGGCAAGACAUACCCGAUCGAGAUGAAUGUCAAAGUGAAGGAUGUUGGGAGGGUUCAGCCCCACCACCUGAGCAAACUCCUACAGUAUUGGACCGACGAGGACGACUAA